Messenger RNA from Cucurbita pepo subsp. pepo (vegetable marrow), 688 nucleotides. NCBI's taxonomy places the organism in Eukaryota, Viridiplantae, Streptophyta, Magnoliopsida, Cucurbitales, Cucurbitaceae. The record is from RefSeq and is a predicted model, not a curated record.
GCUUUCCCUCCCCACCUUCCUUCUCUGUCAAAGCCUCGUCGGUUCAGCGACUUUUCUUAUUUCCUCCCUCCCAGCGCCUGCGAUUCUCCACAUCGUUAUUCAUCUAAUUCGAGCAAAGAUGCAUCUGUGGCCAUCGACGAGGAUCAGAGACUCUUUCAAGAGUGCUUAUAUCCAAAAUCUGGAAUGGAACUUCCACAGAAUGAAAAUCCAGAAGCAGCAGCAGCAGCAGCAAUCUUCGAGCAAACAGAACUUGUUGGAUAAACAACAAUCUUCUGAUGCCGAUGGCGAAACUUCAGGCAAAUCCAGUUCAGUUUCUUUUGGUCAUCGAGUUCUUGAAUUCUGCUCUGAAGUUCUCCUGCUUCUCUCCUGUUGUUAUUGCUGCUAUUGCUGUGGAGCUUGCCUCUCCGAAGAAGAAGAAAAUUGAUGCUGACGUUGAGGAUAGAUGCUUGGGAUUGUCAAAGGCAACUAAUUGAUGCAGAUGAUAUUUACAGUAUCUGUACUGGAGCCUCGUCAUGAACAGGUAAUAUCGAUGAUCAUUGGCAUGUAUUGAUCUCUUAUGUACAGUCAACUUGGAUUUGGAUGCUGGAUAGUUUGAUAUGUGGAUUUGUUUAUUUUAGGCUACAAAUUUGUAAGUACCAACACUAUUUAUUAACUUUUUCAGACCAUACACAGACUUAGAUUUUUAUUA